Megalops cyprinoides (Indo-Pacific tarpon) is the source of this 2775-nucleotide messenger RNA. RefSeq names its product NLR family CARD domain-containing protein 3-like. Bases 1 to 2775 code for a protein of 924 amino acids. Lineage: Eukaryota; Metazoa; Chordata; Actinopteri; Elopiformes; Megalopidae. The transcript is spliced from 6 exons. The record is from RefSeq and is a predicted model, not a curated record.
AUGAGCUCUGCCAGUCAGAUCCUCAGAGCCAAUGGGGACAGCUUGUUGAGGUGGACCAGGCCAAACCCCGCCCCGCUGCUGCGAUGGCUGCGUGAUGCUGAGGUCAUCUCCCACUGCCAGUACAUCUCCCUGCUGGAGCGGUCGCCCAGCAACAGCGUGGCGGCGGUGCUGGAGACGGUGUGCUCGAGCGAGGACGCCAGCCGCAGGUUCCUGCAGGUACUGCACGAUGUGCAGGAUUACUACUGUGCAGAGCUGCAGGCCUGGGCUCAGCUGAACUGCGCAGGCACCCUGAAGAAGCCCGAGCCACCAACACCCAUCAGAGUGCAGGGUGUUGAGGAAGGCAUGCUGAGACCGGGACGGAGCGUCAGGCAGACCAAACUGAGAGUUCCUCUGGCCGCCCACAAAACCACACUGCUGCGGGAGACAGAGCGCCUCCUCUCCCACGCAGAGGGGGCUGGGGAGGCCUGCAGCUCGCUCUCCCACAUCGAGAUCCGCUACACCGACCUGUUUGUGACCGAGGACAGCGAGGAGAUCCAGAGCAGCCAGCACGAGUAUUUCAACCUGGCCAGCCGACGCUCGAGAAUCUACGCCCACCAGUCGUACCAGCGCAUCCGGCCGUGCCACCUGCUGAGCCCCGACAGGGCCACGGGCCGCCCCCCGAAGCGGGUGAAGGUGCAGGGCAUCGCGGGCAUCGGGAAGAGCGUGGCCAUGCAGAGGAUCAUCCAUGAGUGGGCGCUGGGCAAAACUAUGCGGGACGUGGCCUGUCUGUUCAACCUCCGCUUCCGCGAGCUCAAUCUCGUCACAGGGCCCGUCAGCCUGCUGGACCUGCUGGGCUCCAAGUUCCGCUACCUCGCGGCGGUUCUGCCCGACCUGCUGGGCUCACCGGGCUCCCUGCUCUUCAUCCUGGACGGGCUGGAUGAGUUUAAAGAUCGGCUGAACUGGAGCGUCCAAGACAAGCACAUUGGUGUAGACUCCAAGGUACCUGUGCAGGAGCUGGUAGUGGCUCUGAUAAAAGGCAGUCUCCUGCCUGAGUCUUCUGUCAUUCUGACCUCCAGACCCACCACCGAUGCACCAAAGAGGUUCUUCCAGAGGUGCUGUGUGGUCCUGGGAUUCGAGGAGGAUCAGGUGAACGAGUACACCUCCAAGUUCUACAGCAACGUGCAGGUGGCGGGCAAAGUCUACAGCUACAUCGUGGGAAACGACAGCCUCUUCGUGCUUUCCUUCAUCCCUCUCUACUGUUAUAUCAUCUGCACAGCCUUGGCUGAGUUCUUCUCUGCUGGAAAAGAGCAAGAGGGCAGCCUGCAGUCGCUGGAGCUCAACCCUCCCAGGACGGUCAGUGAAGUCUACUACUGCUACCUGUACACAGCCAUCAAACACCAUGCACUGAGGGGCAAAGCAGACCGUUGCACCUCCACGUCUGAGGUGUUCUCCCUGGUCAGAGCUCAGCUGACUAACCUGGGAAAACUGGCGUAUGAAAAUCUUGUGAAAAGUAAAAUAAUGUUUGACAGACAAGACCUGGAGAGAUUUGAGCUGGAGCCCAAAGAUGUGAACAGCACCUUUCUCAGUCAGAUCCUGGUCCCUGUCAAGGAGGAGAAGGUGGAGAUGUUUACAUUCUUCCAUCUGACAGUUCAGGAACAUCUUGCCGCUUUGUACUGUGUGGUCAACCUCUCCAGUCCAGAGGACAUUGUGAGGGGGCUGGACUUCUGGUGCUUUGGUAAGCUGGUUCCCCAAACCACCUCCCCUCCCCUUCUGGUCCCGGAUUUUCAAUGGGACCAAACCAGGGUGGAGAACCUGCAGAUGUUUUCGAGGUUCUUUAUGGGUCUGGUGAGGACUCGGAUGGGGGGCCAGUUAACUGGAUUGGUGGUGGGCCACCUGGAUAAGGAACAUCUCCUCUCUCGGCUGGGUGUCUGGUUCCAGGCCCAGUUCAAGAGCAGGGAGCUGCCCAAUCAGACAGCCAUGAACCUGCUUCACUGUCUGAUGGAGCUGCAUGUGGAGGAUGUGACCAGGAGGGUGUCACCAGAGAUCAAGAGGCUGAACCUGUUCAAGAUGAAGCUGAGUGUGGUGGACUGUGCUGCCCUGUUCUACGUGCUGCAGUUCUCCCCACACCGUCUGGAAGAGCUCAACCUGGGCUACUCCAACAUCGGGAACCGCGGCCUGCUUCGGCUGAGACCCAUCCUGCACAGAUGCGAGAGCCUGUUUUUGCGCUACAACUGUCUGGACACGGAAGCUGCCAUUUUGGAAUCUGCAGUUCUGAAAUCAGAAGACUGUCAGGUGAAGAAGCUGUUCAUGUGCGGCAAUAACCUGGGCCCUGAGGGGGCCCUGGAGCUCUGGGCAGCACUGGAGCAGAACUGCACUGUGGAGGAGCUGUACCUGGACAUCACCGGCAUCACAGAGAGAGGCACCGACAACAUCGUUACCUGCCUCAGCAAAAACUCCACCCUCAAAACUCUGACCAUCGUGGGGAAUGACAUCGGAGAGGCCGGGAAAGAGAGGCUGCAGGCACUGAGCCGAUGCAGGCCGGGGCUCCAGAUCAUUGGGAACUUUGUGGAUGACGAGGGCCUGCUCCAGGCCUACCUGGACUGGGUGGAGGAGAUCCGCACCGACCGGGACCAGCUCGACUCUGUGCAGAACGUGGAUGCCCUGCAGUCUGUGCUGAAGGGCCUGAGGGUGGCUGAGACGCACAAAGGAGGCCGCAACGCAGACAAGGCGAGAGAACUCGAAACAAAGAUCCUCCGGCUGCUGCAAUCCCACACCGUAGCGACAGCGGAGGGCUGA